Molecule: messenger RNA, 3559 nt
Organism: Rattus norvegicus (Norway rat)
Lineage: Eukaryota; Metazoa; Chordata; Mammalia; Rodentia; Muridae
Gene: Luzp4
Product: leucine zipper protein 4
Exons: 8
Coding region: 167-2992 (941 amino acids)
Source: RefSeq, marked validated
AACUGAACUCUACCCACUGAGCCUUGGCAACAGUGUAGGAAGCACAGUGAUUGGAGGAUGGCUUUAGGGACGUGUUGAGAACGCCAGACUAGUCCAGGGAAGAGACACCUCAGCAUGGGGCUCACUGUGCUUUGAGGUGGCUGGGAAUCCCACAGGAGGUGGCAACAUGAUGACAAACCAUGAAGAUGAAAUUAGACAGCUUAGACAUCUAGAAACCACUAACACGGAAGAAGAACACAAUGUGGAGAGUGGCGCACAGUCACAAAGCUCCAGAGGGCAAGCAGUUACUCCUAGGUGUCCGCAGAGCAGAGGACACAGACGUGGCAGUAGGGGAAGAAAUGGUAAUUUUUUCAGACAAAGAUAUCCAGCAAAUCAUCCUCUAAUUCAUCUGUUAAGACAAGUCAGCAGAGACCAUCGAACAAGAAGGAAUGGAAACCAAUCAGAAGAGAGACAGUUACAACUACAAAGAAACCAAUUUUUCUUCAGGAGACUUCAUGGCCUCUCCCAAUCUAAUGACCACCAUGUUAGCAGAUCUCAUGACCACUACUCCAGAAGGUCACAUAGCCGAUUCAGGAGACCUCCUGUUCGCUCAGAUAGAUCUCAUGUCUACUCAGGUAGAACUGAUAACCAUACAGAUAGACCACAUCAUAACCUCUCAGUUGGACCACAACAUGACCACUCAGUUAGACCACACCAUGACCUCUCAGUUGGACCACAACAUGACCACUCAGUUAGACCACACCAUGACCUCUCAGUUAGACCACAACAUGACCUCUCAGUUAGACCACAACAUGACCACUCAGAUGGAUCUCACCAUGACCUGAAUUCAGUUAGACCACAACAUGACCACUCAGUUAGACCACAACAUGACAAUUCAAAUGGAGUACACCAUGACCACUCAGUUAGACUACAACACGACAAUUCAAAUGGACCACACCAUGACCACUCAGUUAGACCACAACAUGACAAUUCAAAUGGACUACACCAUGACCUCUCAGUUAGACCACAUCAUGACUUCUCGGAUAGACUGCAUCAUGACCUCUCAGUUAGAUCACAUCAUGACCUCUCAGUUAGACCACAUCAUGACCUCUCAGUUAGACCACAUCAUGACCUCUCAGGUAGACCACAUCAUGACUUCUCAAGUAGACAACCUCAUGACCUCUCAGGUAGACCACUUCAUGACUACUUAGGUAGACCACCUCAUGACCACUCAGGUAGGCCACUUAAUGAAGGUAGACCACCUCAUGACAACUCAGGUAGACCACCUCAUGACCACUCAGGUAGACCACCUCAUGACCACUCAGGUAGACCACCUCAUAACUACUUAGGUAGACCACCUCAUGACAACUCAGGUAGACCACAUCAUGACAACUCAGGUAGACUACCUCAUGACCACUCAGGUAGAUCACCUCAUGACCACUCAGAUAGACCACAUCAUGACCACUCAGGUAGACUACCUCAUGACAACUCAGGUAUACCACAUCAUGACAACUCAGGUAGACCACAUCAUGACAACUCAGGUAGACCACCUCAUGACCACUCAGGUAGAUCACCUCAUGACCACUCAGGUAGACUACCUCAUGACAACUCAGGUAGAGCACACCAUGACCACUCAGAUAGACCACAUCAUGACCUCUCAGUUAGAGUACAUCAUAACCACUCAGAUAGACCACAUCAUGACUACUUAGGUAGACCACCUAAUGACCACUCAGCUAGACCACCUCAUGAUCACCCAGGAGGAUCACACCCUGAGCACUCAGGUAGACCAAAUCAUGACCUCUCAGUAAGACCAUAUCAUGACCACUCAAAUAGACCAAAUCAUGACCACUCAGAUAGACCACACCGUAACCUCUCAGUUAGACCACUUCAUAACCACUCAGGUAGACCAAAUUAUGACCAUGCAGGUAGGUUUCACCAUGGCCACUCAAAUAGGUUUCAUCUUAGCCAUACAGAGAGAGCUUUUCCUAGACACUCAGGGACAGCUCAUCAUGACCACACAGAGAGAGAUAAUCGAGCCCACAGAGGGAGAGCUCAUGAUAACCACACAGUGCUAGCUCAUCACAACCAUGAUAACAGAUCUCAUCAUGACCACUCAGGGAGAGCUUAUCAUGGCCAUGCUCAAAACUACCAGUCAUGGAGAGCUCGUAACAACCAAACACUGAGAGAUCGUAACACCCAAUCAUGGAGAGCUCAUAACAACCAGUCACAGAGAGAUCGAAACAACCAGUCACAGAGAGCUCAUAGUAACCAGUCAUGGAGAGCUCAUAACAACCUGUCACUGAGAGAUCGGAACAACCUGUCACUGAGAGAUCGGAACAACCAGUCACUGAGAGAUCGAAACAACCCGUCACUGAGAGAUCAGAACAACCCGUCACUGAGAGAUCGGAACAACCCAUCACUGAGAGAUCGGAACAACCCAUCACGGAGAGCUCGGAACAGCCAGUCACGGAGAGCUCGGAACAACCAGUCACGGAGAGCUCAGAACAACCAGUCACGGAGAGCUCAGAACAACCAGUCACGGAGAGAUCGUUAUGACCGCUCAUGGAGAGCUGGUAGCAACCUGUCAUGGGUGGUUCAUAAUCAAGAAGAAAGAUACCAUGGUCGAAGAGGAAGAAUUGGAGCAUGGGAUGCAUCACCACCAGAAUCUGAGUCUGAAACUGACAGACUUUCUACAAUAAGAGAAAGAACUGAAUACUUAUGGGCUCAGGAACGGCGAAGAAAUGAGAUACUUAAUCUGAACGCAGGGAUAGAAGACGGCUACAGCAGCGCUGAAGAGAGUGAUGAAAGUUUUGACAGUUGCUGGAGACCUGAAGUUGAUGCUGAAUUUGUUGAUGGUACAUACACUGCCAUUAAGACUCUGACACGCCAUCCAAAAGGAGUGAGACUGAACUUCGAUGUUGGAGCACAGAGUAAUCGGACUGAUCUGUCGCUCCAUGCUAGAUUCACCAUACUAAGGAAUCUGAGAGAAGCCAGAAUGAACAAUAGGAUAUGAAGACCUGGAGAGUAAACUGCCUUUUCCUGUCAGGCAUUGGCUGCUAGCUAAUUGCAUGGAACCACAGUUGAGAACAUACAUACAGUCAUAUAAUGUUAGACUUCUGACUGUUCUUGUUAAUGUUCUUUCUUAGAUAGAUUUAGAUGUCAGGAUUCUGUUCAUAUUAAGCAAUUUGAAUAAUAAGUGCUUAGCACUGUUUGCAUAAAUGAACAAGGAGAUGAGCAAGAAGAAAGCUGGUUUCCAUGGGGUUAUUUUAAGAAAUCAGCUAUCAGAAAUACAUGGAUUUUUUUCAAUGUUAGAGAACCUGUGUGUAAUUUACUGUAAUCCUUAAGCUCGGAACCCAUACAAGCAAUAAGAAGGUUUUAUGCACAAACCAGUCCAUGUGAGUGACUUUAACUGUGUGAGGAUUGCAAUAGGAAGCAUUUAUACUUUUACAUUUUAUAGACAUGUACACUGUAACAUGAAAAGCAGCUUAAUUUUUUUACUUUUGUCAUAAUUCUAAAUGUAACUUCUUUUAUUGUUGGUUUUACAAACACAUGAAAGAUAAUAAAGUACUGAGCAUUGUUA